Numida meleagris (helmeted guineafowl) is the source of this 1767-nucleotide messenger RNA. RefSeq names its product N-acetyllactosaminide beta-1,6-N-acetylglucosaminyl-transferase-like. Gene Ontology annotation, biological process: transforming growth factor beta receptor signaling pathway. Gene Ontology annotation, cellular component: membrane. Lineage: Eukaryota; Metazoa; Chordata; Aves; Galliformes; Numididae. Gene Ontology annotation, molecular function: acetylglucosaminyltransferase activity. The record is from RefSeq and is a predicted model, not a curated record. The transcript has 4 exons. Bases 817 to 1767 code for a protein of 316 amino acids.
CUUACCUUAAAUAAUGAGUUUUUUUGUGCCUCCUUUCAUUCCCGCACCUGAAAAGCAUUGCUGCUUCUCUGGGAGACCCUGUCCUUGCCUCCUGCAGAUGAGGUGGGCUCUGCCGGAUGCCGGGCUGCCUUGCAGGGAAGGAAACAGAAAUCACGUAUGGAAAAGCGUGUGUGUACACAUGGCAUCACCACGCAUGCCUUCCGCUCCGGGUUUGUCCCCGCCAGGUACUGGGAGUGAGCUGCGUAGCAACGCGUUAACUCAUUGUAAAAGUCCGUUCGAUUGCCAUGGGAUUCCAGAUGAGCUAAGGACAGAAAACAAGCAGUGAUUCACAAAUGACUCAUUCCAGCGCUUCUCUCUGGUGCAGCAGUUGCAGCAGGCCCUGUCUGCGUGCACUGAAACGAGCCCCGAGCCGUCCCUGAGCCCACAGUGCCCCGAUCACUUAGUGCAAAGUGAGGAUAGAUGAGCAAGGAGGAGGACGCAGCGCUGCUGCUCCUGAGCAGCUGGUGAGGGGUGGUUUUUCACAUAGCGCUUCUGCAAUGUGACUGUCCGGUGUCAGCCCUGUGCCUGCCUGGGAGCUCCUUUUCAGGGUACUGUGGAGAAACUUCCAUCAACAAGAUAUUCCUUACUUAUGGUGCGCCUACAUCAACCAUGACUACAGAACUAUAUUAAAAUUAAGACAUCAGCUGGAUAUUAUGCAUUGCCCUGAUGCAUGUGUUCUCCAGCAGGAACCAAGAACAGACAGUGAAAUGAGCUGUUUGGAGUGUCUGAUCAGACCUCCUUGCUGGGCUUCACGUGAGACCUUUUAUCCAAGCAGCAAUGAAUGUACUCAGAUAUUGCUUCUUUGCCGUCCUGAUUCUCAGUGUUUCCCUUCCAUUUGUCUUCUACACCAUUAACAUACAUGCACAAAAAUCUCUCAAGAGGCUCAAGAUCUCAGUGAGCUCAACUUUAGUAGAAGACUGUAAAUCACUUAUUGAAGAUAAAGUGUCCUUUCUGAAGGAAAAUGCUUUAAAAACAUCCUUUGGAAAAUUCAACUGCACAGAGUACAUCACACAGAAUCACUAUAUCACCCGGGUGCUGUCAGCCGAGGAGGCGGCCUUUCCCCUGGCCUACAUCAUCACCCUGCACAAGGAGUUUGAGACCUUUGAGCGGCUCUUCAGGGCAGUCUACAUGCCCCAGAAUGUCUACUGCAUCCAUGUGGAUGGCAAGGCACCGGCCGCCUUGCAGCGAGCAGUGCGGCACCUGCUGGGCUGCUUCCCCAAUGCCUUCCUCGCCUCUCACACAGAGCGGGUGGUCUAUGGUGGUGUGUCCCGCCUGCAGGCCGACCUGCACUGCAUGAGGGACCUGGUGGCCUCUGCCGUGCCCUGGCGCUACCUGCUCAAUGCCUGCGGGCAGGACUUCCCCUUGAAGACCAAUCGGGAGAUCAUCCAACAUCUGAAAGCCUACAAGGGGAAGAACAUCACCCCCGGAGUGCUGCCACCAGCACAUGUCACUGCACGCACCAAGUAUGUGCACCGGGAGCAAUUAUAUUCUUUCAUUUCCUUCAUGUUGUCGACGUUUGUGCGCAAGGCUCCCCCACCGCACAACCUGACCCUCUACUUUGGUUCUGCAUACAUUGCGGUCACCCGGCCCUUUGUAGAGUUCGUGCUGCGGGACCCGCGUGCCAUCGACUUGCUGGCAUGGUCUGAGGACACCUACAGCCCCGAUGAGCACUUCUGGGUGACGCUCAACAGAAUCCCAGGUGAGCACACCUUUUGUUUCGCUUUCUGA